CCGCUGGGAUAUGUAGUCUAUCCGGGCGGGCCGGUUCAUUGGCGGCGUGCUCCCCGGCGCCGCCCGGGAACUACAGCCGGCGGCAGCGGCGGAGCGCGCGCCGGGAUGGCGGCCCCCUUGGUGCUGGUGGUGCUGGCGGCCGUGACGGUGCGCGCCGCGCUCUACCGCUCUAGCCUCGCCGCCUUCAUCGCCGAGCGGGUCGAGGUGGCGUCCCCGCUAAACGCCUGGAAGCGAGUGGUCGAAGGAUUAGCUCUGCUGGAUUUAGGGGUCUCGCCAUACUCUGGAGCUAUUUUUCAUGAGACCCCGCUGAUAAUCUAUCUCUUUCACUUCCUAAUUGAAUAUGCUGAACUGGUAUUCAUGAUAACUGAUGUGCUAACUGCUGUUGCCCUUUACUUGGCAAUCCAGGACUUCAACAAAGUUGUGUUCAAAAAGCAGAAGCUCCUAAUAGAACUGGAUAAAUAUGCACCAGAUGUGGCUGAGCUCAUCCAGACACCCAUGGAGAUGCACUACAUCCCCCUCAAGGUAGCACUAUUCUACCUGUUGAACCCCUACACUGUGAUGUCUUGUGUGGCAAAGUCCACCUGCGCCAUCAACAACUCUGUCAUUGCAUUCUUCAUUUUAGCUACAAUAAAAGGUAGUGCCUUCCUCAGUGCUGUGUUCCUGGCCUUAGCAACAUACCAGUCACUCUACCCUCUCACACUCUUUGCUCCAGCACUGCUUUACCUUCUACAGCGCCAGUUCAUACCUAUCAAACUGAAAAGCAAAAGUUUCUGGCUCUACACCAUGCAGUAUGCAUCCCUGUACCUGUGCAGCCUGGUGGUGAUCAUCUGCCUCUCCUUCUUCCUGCUCAACUCCUGGGAUUUUAUCCCAUCUGUUUAUGGGUUUAUCCUUUCUGUUCCAGACCUGACACCCAAUAUUGGCCUUUUCUGGUACUUCUUUGCAGAGAUGUUUGAACACUUCAGUCUUUUCUUUGUAUGUGUGUUUCAAAUCAAUGUGUUCUUCUACACCAUUCCCUUGGCAAUAAAGUUAAAGGAACACCCUGUGUUCUUCCUGUUUGUCCAGCUCGCCAUCAUUUCUAUCUUCAAGUCCUAUCCCACGGUGGGAGAUGUUGCACUGUACAUGGCCUUCCUUCCAGUCUGGAGCCACCUUUACAGAUUCCUCCGGAACAUCUUCAUCCUGUCAUGUGUGCUCAUUUUCUGCUCCUUCCUGUUCCCUGUUCUGUGGCAUCUAUGGAUUUAUGCAGGAAGUGCCAACUCCAAUUUUUAUUAUGCCAUCACGUUGACUUUCAACAUAGGGCAGAUCCUGCUCGUCUCGGAUUAUUUCUAUGCCUUCCUCCGGCGGGAGUACUACCUCACCCACGGGCUGCACCUGACCCGGCAGGACGGGACAGAGGCCAUGCUGGUUCUCAAAUAAGGACUGCAGCACCAUUUCCUGGGACAUGGGCCACUCCGAGGAACGUGCAAAGCUUGGACUACAUGGGGUGGGCGGGGAAGGUUCCCUGAAGGAGGUCUGAGUUUGGGAAUGAUACCUACUGGAAGAAAGGGCUGAGGUUCUGGGAAUAACCACUGAGCUGCAGGCUCAGCACAGACUCUCAGAGCUGCAGUGCCUCCCCCCUCAGCUGUGCUUUUCACUUCCACCUCAGCCAUCAGCUCUGGGCAGUCCAGCAAGGGCUGGAGGGUCUGAGCUAAACCCAGGGCUGCAGCUCAGACCAUGAACUGUUUUCCACCACUGCUUCUUGGAGAUGUUUGCUUCUCCGGGGAUCUUCCCCUUCCCUGCUUUGACCAGUACCGCUCUGCUUGGCACGAGGCAGGCUCUGGGUACCUGGUGCCCAAGCCUGGCUGCAGGUUCCAUUUCUCCGUGGUUCUGCUGUGAGGGAUCUGGAAGAAUCCCAUGUGCUUGGUCACAGUGGGUGCUGUGAAAGGGUUGGGUGACCAAGGACAAUGACCUUGGAUGGCGUCUGGAGCUGCUGCCACACCUGGUAACCUCAGCACUCAAACACGAGUAGGAACCAGAACUGGGAUGGGAUCAGGAGCAAGGAGGGUACCAGGUAACUGCUCUAUCCCAUUGGAGCAACAUAGCCAUGCCAGGAGCUGCGCAGAGGCAUUGCAGGUCUCAGAGGGAAUACUACUGAGGAGAUGGACUCCCACUGCUCCCAGUUUCUGUUGGGUGACAAAGCCUGGCAGUGCUGGGCUCACACUGUGCUGCUGUGAUCGCUUGGGGCAGCAGCUGGGACCAGGAGGUGUCACAAUCUCCCUGUAAGGCCCCAGACCAAAUCCAGGAGGAGUCUCAGCCACUGCUGUUCCGGAGUUGUUCCACAGCUGCUUAUCACUACUGGAUGUGCACUGGUCUGUGUCCCCCUGUGCCAGUCAGUGCUGGGCUCCAGGCUGUGCACGGGGCUCCCUUCAAUCAGUUCCCCUGGUCCCCCCCACUCCUCUCUGCACUCAGACCUGCUCACCCUGGAGCUGCUGCCGCCCCCUGAAUGUGACACUGUGGGGUGAAGCCACCAGCUCCGCGGGCUGUGGGUGGCACUGAGAUGCAGUGACCGGGGUGUGACAGCGCCUCGGGCAUCGCCGCUGCUGCCGGGGACAGCCGGGGGUUGGGAAUGUGGCACGGAGCCCGAAGGCACCGGGUGCGGAGCAGCUGAUGGAUGGUGUGCCCAGGCAGGUUGUUGAGAUCUUUAUUCCGGACAAUUCAAACUUUUGCCUUACUGCACUUCUGUCAGCGCUUUGGGGGCGGAGCCGCGCCCGGCCCGGGGCGGCCCCGGCGGGAGAGAAAUGAAUAAAACUGUGCGAGUUUUGGA
Zonotrichia leucophrys gambelii is the source of this 2800-nucleotide messenger RNA. RefSeq names its product phosphatidylinositol glycan anchor biosynthesis class U (gene PIGU). Gene Ontology annotation, cellular component: membrane; GPI-anchor transamidase complex. Bases 106 to 1413 code for a protein of 435 amino acids. The record is from RefSeq and is a predicted model, not a curated record. The transcript is spliced from 12 exons. Gene Ontology annotation, biological process: attachment of GPI anchor to protein. NCBI's taxonomy places the organism in Eukaryota, Metazoa, Chordata, Aves, Passeriformes, Passerellidae.